UCCCCAUGAGGUGAUGCUGCGCGUGUUGCACUGUCCUCUGCGGAGGACUCUCACCUCUAUACAAUGGAGGUGUCCACGCUCGCUCUAUUCCACCAUGCACGACUCGAUUCAAGGCCAGGGCUCUACGGAGACCCGCCUGAACCCCCUUCAAAUUCAGAUGCUGUCGAGGAACCUCCACGAGCAGAUAUUUCGAGGGCUGCAACCGGAGUACGUAGAGGAUGACGUGGAGCGCAGCAUUCGGCACCUGCAGAAACAUCAGCUGUGGGGGAAGGAGAUUUCCCUUUUGCCCGAAGUGGAGCUGAAGCUGCCCCAGAUGUAUGGACAAAAUAUCGACGAGCACUUUCGUAUCCUGGCCCAGAAGCAGAGUCUCCCCUACCUGGAGGCUGCCACCAGGCUGCAGCUGGCCCACCUCCCUCCCAUGCCGCGCCAAUGGAGCUGGGAGGUCGGGUGGACGCGCUACGGGCCCGACGGGCAGAGUCACAAGGUCGACUUCCCCGAGGAGCAGGCGCUGGUGUUUGAUGUGGAGGUGUGCGUGGCAGAGGGACGAUGUCCCACGUUGGCUGUGGCCGUGUCUCCCACUAACUGGUACUCCUGGUGCAGUAAGCGCCUAAUAGAAGAGAGGUACUCCUGGUCCAACCAGCUGACCCUGGCUGACCUCAUCCCCUUAGAGACACCUAUCAACUCUUCUCGCCCGCCAGGGGGUCAGUGGAAGGAGAGGCUCAUCGUUGGCCAUAAUGUCAGUUUUGACCGCUCUUUCAUUAAGGAGCAAUACUUGCUGAAGGGUUCUAAGGUUCGCUUCAUGGACACAAUGAGCCUUCACAUGGCCAUCUCUGGACUGACCGGAUUCCAGCGCACACUGUGGAUGGCCAACAAGAUGGGCAAAAGGAGGGGUCUUCAGGAGGUCAAGGACCACAUUAGGAAAGCUGGACAGAAAAGAGAGGGUCCAAUGGUUGGUUCCUGGGACUGGGUCAACAUUAGCAGCAUUAAUAACCUGGUUGAUGUACAUGCUCUGUACGUGGGAGGGCCGCCACUGAAGAAAGAGGCCAGAGAGACGUUUGUGAAGGGCAGCAUGAAGGACGUCAGGAACAACUUCCAGGAGUUAAUGCAGUAUUGUGCCAUGGAUGUCGAAGCCACACAUCAAGUCUUCACUGAACAGCUUCCACUCUUCAUGGAGAGGUGCCCUCAUCCAGUGACGUUUGCAGGAAUGCUGGAGAUGGGUGUGAGCUACCUUCCUGUCAAUCAAAAUUGGAGGCGUUACCUGGAAGAUUCUCAGGACAUUUACGAAGAGCUCCAGAGAGAGAUGAAGAAGUCUCUGAUGAGUCUCGCGGACGAUGCCUGCCAGCUGCUGCAGGAUGACAGAUACAAAGACGACCCCUGGCUCUGGGAUCUUGAGUGGGAUGUGCAGGAGUUUAAGCUGAAAAAAGAAGCAGCCAGCAAGAAGAAAAACUCCAAGAAAACAGGCGAAACUAAAGUUGCUACUCCUCUCCCAGACUCUGAUGAAGACCCGGGCCCACCUGCUGAAGAGGAGAUAGCAGGUCCUUGCCCAAGCAGGCUGGCUUUGGAGAAGCUGAAGGAAACCGUGAGUCGACUCCCUAAGAGAAGGCAACAUCUGCCUGGACAUCCAGGGUGGUAUCGUAAGCUGUGUGAGAAGAUGUCGGAGGAGGACAGCUGGUCACCUGGCGCCAACCUCAUCAGUCUACAGAUGAGAGUCACUCCCAAGCUGAUGGGUCUGACGUGGGACGGGUUCCCCCUGCACUACACGGACAAACACGGCUGGGGCUACCUGGUUCCUGGACGCAGGGACAACCUGGUACCCGGGGAGGGAAGCACCGGGCCCGUGUGCCCUCACAGAGCUAUUGAGCGUGUUUACAGAGAGCACUGUGAGCAGAACAGCAAAGUGCAGCCCGAGUAUCCUGACUGCAGCCCUUCAGACGACCUCACGUGGACAGACGGCACACUGUGGGCAAAGGUGGAGGAGUUUGGGUCCUGGGAAAGUCUCAGGGAGGAAAAUGGAGUCCGAAUGAUGGAAAAUGGGGAUAAGAAAAGCAUGCAGUCUCUAGAGCCACAUCAUGCGCCAGAGGAGAGUCGCUGCCAUUAUCACCACGGAAACGGUCCCUACAAUGAUGUAGAUAUCCCAGGGUGCUGGUUUUUCAAAUUACCUCAUAAGGAUGGCAAUAACAACAAUGUUGGCAGUCCUUUUUCAAAAGACUUCCUAUCCAAGAUGGAGGAUGGUACUCUCCGGGCUGGACAUGGUGGAACCAACGCUACACGAGCUCUGGAGAUCAACAAAAUGGUGUCCUUCUGGAGGAAUGCCCAUAAACGUAUUAGCUCUCAGAUGGUGCUGUGGCUGAGGAAAGGAGAGCUUCCUCGUAUUGUCAGCAGACACAAAGAGUUUGACGAAGAGGGCCAGUGUGGUGCCAUAUUGCCUCAAGUCAUUACCGCGGGGACGGUAACGCGCCGAGCCGUGGAGCCGACGUGGCUGACGGCCAGUAAUGCACGGCGAGACCGCGUAGGCAGCGAGCUGAAGGCCAUGGUGCAGGUUCCACCUGGAUAUCACCUCGUGGGGGCAGAUGUAGACUCCCAGGAGCUGUGGAUUGCCGCCGUGCUUGGAGAGGCUCACUUUGCUGGAAUGCACGGCUGCACGGCGUUCGGCUGGAUGACCCUGCAGGGAAAGAAGAGUCAGGGCACGGACCUGCACAGCCGCACCGCCGAUACUGUGGGCAUCAGCCGAGAGCACGCCAAGGUUUUCAACUACGGACGCAUUUAUGGCGCGGGACAACCCUUUGCCGAGAGGCUGCUGAUGCAGUUCAACCACCGCCUCGAUCAGGCCGAAGCUGCCAGUAAGGCCAAGCAGAUGUACGCGCUGACCAAGGGCACGCGCAGAUACCGGCUGUCUGAGGAGGGCGAGUGGCUGGUCAGUGAACUGGGUGUAGAGGUGGAGACGGAAGAAGAUGGGAGCGUCACCCUGCAGGAGUUGCGGAGGAUCACCCGGCUGGCUUCACAGAGCUCGCGGCGGAAGAGGUGGGACGUGGUUGACAAGCGCCUGUGGGCCGGAGGUACGGAGUCAGACAUGUUCAACAAGCUGGAGGCCAUUGCUCACUCUGCCCAGCCGGCCACUCCAGUUCUAGGCUGCAGGAUCAGCAGAGCGCUGGAGCCCACGGCGGUCAGGGAUGAGUUUAUAACUAGCAGGGUGAACUGGGUGGUCCAGAGCUCUGCGGUGGACUACCUGCAUCUGAUGCUGGUGGCCAUGAAGUGGCUCUUUGAGGAGCACGACGUUGAUGGUCGUUUCUGCAUCAGCAUCCACGAUGAGGUGCGCUACCUCGUACGCAGUGAAGACCGCUACCGAGCGGCGCUGGCGCUGCAAAUCACCAACCUGCUUACGAGGAGUGUGUUUGCCCAUGCGUUGGGCCUGCAGGACCUUCCCCAGUCAGUAGCUUUCUUCAGUGCAGUUGACAUUGACCAGUGUCUGCGGAAGGAGGUCACAAUGGACUGUGUGACCCCCUCAAACCCCACAGGUCUGGAAAGAAGAUACAACCUAGCACCCGGUGAAGCAUUGGACAUUUAUCAAAUCCUCAACGCUACUAAAGGCUCUCUGAACAAAGGAAGAUAGUACUUUGUUCGCUUCAAACACCCAACCGCCUGGAUGCUGUUUAGUAGAAGCUCAAGAUCCGGGGGGGGGGGGG
This is a messenger RNA of Pungitius pungitius (ninespine stickleback), 3683 nucleotides long. RefSeq names its product polymerase (DNA directed), gamma (gene polg). Gene Ontology annotation, biological process: mitochondrial DNA replication. NCBI's taxonomy places the organism in Eukaryota, Metazoa, Chordata, Actinopteri, Perciformes, Gasterosteidae. Gene Ontology annotation, cellular component: mitochondrion; gamma DNA polymerase complex. The transcript has 22 exons. Bases 14 to 3610 code for a protein of 1198 amino acids. The record is from RefSeq and is a predicted model, not a curated record. Gene Ontology annotation, molecular function: DNA binding; DNA-directed DNA polymerase activity; 3'-5' exonuclease activity.